Acanthaster planci (crown-of-thorns starfish) is the source of this 6499-nucleotide messenger RNA. RefSeq lists its product as uncharacterized. NCBI's taxonomy places the organism in Eukaryota, Metazoa, Echinodermata, Asteroidea, Valvatida, Acanthasteridae. The record is from RefSeq and is a predicted model, not a curated record.
GAAAACUUCCCUCUUUUUAGUAGUUGACUUGCCUGAUGUUUACACGUCGUUCUUGACAACACAUGCACGGUAAACCAUAAUACGAAGCCCGUACGUGAUGCGAACGGCCGGAUUAAAUUGAUUGAUCGUAGGACAACCGAUUCACAAAAGGGGAAAUUUUGGGCCUACCACUUACGUUACCACCAUUAGGUACAAGUACUGGCGACUGCAUAUAGGCCACAUGGAUGUUACAUAAAAAAUGCUGCAUGAUCCCAAGGUGAAUAGCGUGAAACUGUGCGGAGACAUUUCCAGCAUACCGUCCAUUAUCAUCAAAACUUUGGAAGGACCCUUUCUAACACAUCAUGGAUGAAACUGAAAAUUCUUUUUUACAUUUUUUGAUAAACCGCUGGUGAGAAAAUAGCCGAUUUUCGAGGGAGGUAGGGGACGUGCUUGGUUCACAAGCACCAGCUGUUCCGAUUUAGCCUACACACUGGCGGAUGUUGAGCCGGAGCAGUGUUGGCUAGACGCAGUCAUUCCAAGAUGGAGGCAGAGAAAUGCUUGUAUGCCUAUGACUAUGUGGACCUCAAGGACAGAGAGUAUGUCAAGAAACAUGCUAAGAAGCGUCAUCUGGGUGACAUUGAUGGGAAGCAUCGCUAUCGACCCCGCCCCUCAACGGCCACUGUCGUCAGUUCGCUGGUCUCCUUAGACUUUCCCGAGACCAGAGCCAUCAAUACCACCACAGCCAGUCGUAUCAUCGCUGACCAACGCAAACAGAUUAGGAACACUUUUGAGAAGACACAGUGGAAGGAGACGUUGCACGGUUGGAGCCGUCCUUCGACGGCAAUGGAUGAGAGAGUCCAGACACCAGUGGAAGUUGAACUGCCACAGCGCCCUCAGACAUCAGUGUCGGUCAGUGAUGGAACGCAACUACAGAUGAACCAACUUACCCUAAGGCCAUUCAGUACAGGAGCCAUACGGAAGCCCUCUCGCAAGCCGCCCCAGGCGUCCGGCUUCAUGUGGGUGCGCAUGAAGAGGCGCGGCAGCGCAGGCGCCAAUCUGCAGUUCAAGCGCAUCACAGAGGAGAUUCGCCUCCAGUGGGAGGAGGAAGACAAGAAGCAACGGCAGGACCACCGGCAAGAGAAGAGCCAGAGCCCCCGGCGCUACGACGCCUUUGCUGGCCAGUGGCUGACGUUUGCCGCCGGCGGGAUGGACGAGCACCAUGGCCAAGGGGAGGAAGAGGGACGCGGGCCUGACUCAGGUGGGGUGGUAGAAGCAUUCACCGGGGAGACCAACUCAGAGUAUUACAACAUUGAGGGGAAGAUAGGGGCUGACGUGGCCAACCAACUGCGCAUGGGGAACAAGAUACGCAUUGGCGUGAAUGGCAAGAUCCAGUCGGACAGCCUGAGGGUGCGUAAGUGGAGGAAGGAGGUUGAGAGGGCAGAAUCUAUCGCCUCAGACGACUCCUACAGCUGGGCCGAUUCAGAUUUUUCAAAGCUGAAUGGCCAAACCACCAAGUUGAUGAAGAAGGAUUUAUCCCCAGUGGUUCCCCUGUGUUGGGACGACCAGCUGCACAGGCCCGACGUCAAAGUCAUUGAAGUCAAGGACAAGCCCUCGCCCUCUACCAAACCGGAUCUUUCUGAGAGGCAUCCUGUUGUCUUUGAGAAACUCGUCAAAGACGAUGCUCGCCCCAAGAGGGGACCCAAGCUGGAGACCUAUCGACUGAGCCAUCGCACCAAAAGCAAGCGCAACCUGGACGGCACGGAGAGCCUUAGCAACCGCAUCACUGUCAUCACCGUGGACCAGGUCGACGAGGACAGGGAGUCCCUCUGCUCUCUGGACUACGAAGAGAUCCUGCAGAGAAGCUUGGAGGUUGAACCGGCCACAGAGGAUGAGGCCCCGUCCCUGCUGCGCCACCCGGAGGAUGGCCAGAAGAUCGCACCAACAGAUAGGGUUUUGCUGUCUCCCUUUGCCGAGGGCUUGGUUGGUGAGCCCAGGAAUGGGUCAGUUUCAGGGAUCAAACCCUCAGGACCCAGCAGCAGUCCCCGUCACUCUGCUAUCAACACUGACACGAGACUGGUCACCCGUAGCAUGACCCCUAAGCCCCGGACUGUGCCCUUGACCAGUCCGGUGCCAAGCUCCCCGAGCAUUGUCAGUGGCCGGCCUCGCACUGGGUCCCAGACUUCACAGCGGGCCCAGUCCAGCGGCAGCAAGGGGCGGUACUCCUUCAGCCAGCCCCCAACACCUAGGAACCUGAACAGUCCCCACCCAAAUCUGGUCAAACCAGGACAGCUGCCACGGACGGGAGUUUCCAGCAUCAACCCAGGGAUACCGGAGGGAGAGCACGAGUAUAUCAAAAUCUCCCAGCCUAUUCUGCCCGGGUCGGAACGGACUCAGUCCCGGAUGGACAAUUUGGCUGCCAUCGCCCGCGUUGGAGAGAAGAAUGCCAUAGUGGAGGACUACAGGGGCUCCUCAGUGAGCUUGGGUCGGAAUCCCUCAGUUACCAGCUUGGACAGUAUGGACAGCUUGAACGUCCAGGGUGGCCAGGUUGUCAACCAGCUACCGGAUGACCUGACCGAGCCGCCGUGUAGUUGCAGCCCCGAGGCCAAACGGGCAGUCUCCGCAGCCCUAUCGCGGGUCUCCAGGGACUCUUCAAAUGUCAUCAACAUUCCCACGGCUGACAUGAACAUGAGUAUGUCCGAUCUGAACUCCAUGUCAGAUAUGGACCCCCUGGCAUCCUACUCUUCCUUCAGAGGAAGCCUUAGCUCCGAUGUGGCAGCAGCAGAAGCUGAUCUCAUGCCAGAGGAGGAAGCAGAGACCAGGGAUCUUAUCGAUGAGAUGGGUAGUGAGCAAGUAGAUAGGGCUACCCGAAGCCUCGCCUCCAGUCCCUCAUCGCAACACCUGCCAUCUCCAGAGAGACAAGAAGUGGGGUACAUCAUCAACAAAGUGGAUGGUUUGGAGUUGAGGCAAUCCCCUGGUGAGCCCCGUGAGGAGUCACGGAAGACAGCCUCAGCUAAGAAGCCCAACCGGACUGUGACGUUUGCUGAAGAGAUCCAGACCCCCUCCGUCCCGAACUGUACCCCGGAGUCCACGCCAAGGGACCCAACGGACGUCGACUCUGUGAAAAGCGAAGUGGAUACUGACGACAGCAGCAACAGGCCCCAGAGCAGUGAAUCCAACCAAUCUGCAACUGAUGAACUGAGUGUUCUCAGAUCCAAGAUCAAGUCAGACUUGGUGGAAACCCAGCGGGUAACGCAGCAUGAUCUAGCUGCCUUAGAGGCCCGGGGGUAUAAAGGGAAGGGAGAAGAUUAAGAGGGGCUUCCCUGAUAUUGUCCAAAUUUUUUUCGUGAUCAGUCAGGUCGAAUGCCUGAUACACUGAGCUUAACCACAACAUCGUCCAACGGGUGAAGGAUUAGGGACUGUUAGCGUGAAUCUUAACAUUACAUGCACACUGCACUGCGUGUACAUGUUCAGUCUUCAAAACACUUCAUCUGAAGGGGUUGAAAAGAACACACUAGCUGGGAAGUGAAGACUUUCAUUGCAGGGUUUAAGAUUGAGUCACUUCAAGUGAUUGAAUAUUCUGCCCUUCAUUUGAAUACAUGUAUUCAACCUCUAUUCAAAUAUUAGGUUGUACCUAUUGCCCACAAAGAGAGAAACAGAAUGUAGAUUAUUGUGUGGUGGGCUACCUCAGUGAUGUUCAUGUGCCCAUGGGGAAUAUUAACACUUGGCUGACCUGUCCUUUGAAAAGCGGGUAUUUUGCAAGAACGAUGUCAAAUUUCUUGCAGCAUUGCAGAGAAAAUGACCUCAAAACAUCUGUGAAAAACUCCCAUGAGGGCUUGGCGUAGUAAACAAAUGCACUGCAACAGCAUACAUUUAUGUCUCUGAGAAAAUGGACAGAGGACAGAUUCUUUGCCUGCCCCUUUCCAUCUCAUGUUACAGGGUUCAGGGUUGAAUAGAGCAUGUGUGGCAUGUAGUGAAUGGUGUGAAAAGUUUAAUGUCUUACCUUGAGUUAACCGUACAAAAAUUAUCAAAGGUCUUAAGAGACAAUAUGUACGCUGCUCAGGAUCACUUUGUAGGGGUUUGCCAUUUGUGUGCCAACUCUGGGCAGAACUGAGAACAUGGAAAUUGAGAAAAUUCUGGGCAGUCAUAAAGUAAGGAGUUCACAGCAUGCCGAUGAGAAUGGAACUUUUCCAUGAAAUAUGAAAAUUAGACAGGCGCACGCGCACUUCUACUGGUUGGCAAGCGCGGCUGUCAACACUGUCGGCAGCAUAGGAGAGCUGCUCUAACCAUAACCUGGCACAUCGAAGGUCAGUCAAAACUGUACUUCAGCCUUUGUUCGAUACUUGACAUGCUUUUCUCAAAACUAAGCCAAGUUUUCAGUGUCCUGAGGUUGGAAAGUAACAAUUCCCUGCCUAUAAGUUUGGCACUCACGUCAAACUAUACUAGCACAGAAAGGCUGUGUAUGUGCUCAUGGAGAUUUGUAAUGUUAUGUCCUAGAUUGAAGCCACUUUGCUAACCAGUGGUAGUAAUGUGCAUGCCUCUGCCCUAUUUCCAUAUUUUAUGGGAAUGGUCCAUUCCUUUUCUGUUGAGAAAAACACAAAGGACAGUGAGGAAUGAAAUUUAAUUGUGAAGUUAUUUUGUAUACUUUAACAUGCAAGUUACGAUUUAGUUCCAAAGUUUAUAACUGAAACCAAAGUUUUUUGCGUGUUGUGUGUGACUAAUAAGGUGUGAAAUAUUUAUGUGUUAAUUUUCUUUUUGUCUGUUUUGGGCAAUAGUUUUGUGCAAGCUCUUCUGUAUAGAGAGAUAAAUUUAGCUUUAAAAGUGGACAUUGGCAUUUUGUUUGCAUUGUAAAUAUGCUUGAACUUUUCGUUUUGUGAUAGAAGACUUUGUUGAUUGUACAGUAUGGGAAAUGCAGGACAGGACAUCCUGGAAGACUUUUUGGCCUGAAAUCAAUUUGAUACGAGGCUGAGAAAAACUUGUAUUUCCAUGGUAACAUCUUUCAAAGUUUUGUCACAAUGGAUAGGUAAGGAAAAUGUCUUUCUUUGAAACCUUUUGAAAUUCAGGUUUGUGCUUGUCGUUAUACCAGCAUUGUUUAUUUUGGGAUACUGUCAAUAAUAUUUUGUUCAAUUGUUACUUUUAAUAGACAGGGUACCCAAUUUCAGUCGUACAUAUUGUAUACAUUUGAAAGCAUUAAUGGGAUGGUACCAGGUGAUUCUGUGGCUCGAAUUGAAAUCAUAGAAUAGAGUCUGGUUCCUUAUUUAACGUUUUCAAAUGAAUACGCUAUGUUGGGGAAUCUGACUUAAAUUGGGUCUCCCGCAAAUACAGUCUGUUUGGUUGUUACAUCAUGUAGCAGACUUGAAGUUCUUUUACAGUGUUUUCUUCUGAAAUAUUUGACAUGCAUACUGUAGAAGGGCACAGCGGUAGGCUUACAAAGCCUGGUUGAUCUCCAUUUGUCAAGCCAAACAAUCUGUACUUAUGAUAUAACACUGUGUUUACAGCAGUGUAUGGUGGGAUACCGGUAGAUAAGGGGCCAUUGGUGCAUAUGUCACCAUGCACUGCUGUCAUUUAGCUAUGAGUAUGUUUCCUAAUGGCAGUUUUUUACAACCAUUAUUUUAAAUCCUCCAGGGAGUUUUGACCACCAGUGGUCAGUCUUGCUUAGUACCCAAGAUAUAUUUUGUGGGAGAAACGGCCAUAGUUCAAUGAUUGCUGAAACUUGCCCAUCGGUGUAAGGCAGGUGUACUUAAUGGGUCAGAAAUCUGGCUGUGUGCACGGGGCCUUUUUUUAAAAGCCAGAGUGUGUUGGAUAAUGAGAUUAAUAUACACUCUGUCAGCAGCCUUAAUUGCCAGCAAUUAACUUGUACCAAAGGUAGUCACUAGCUACACUGCAGCAACUACCAUACAUCCACUUCCCAUGGAUGCGUGUGUACGUCCAAGCCACAGGCAAGGUUUCUUAGACAAAGCCUUACAAACCUGCAUAGCCAGCGGGAAUGCUUUGGCUAGUUUGGGUAUCAGGAGUGAUGCUGAACAAACACUUUCCUUGCCUGGUUUUUUUUAUUGGCAAAUAGAUAUUUCAGUUGUUGGUUGUAUUUUUGUAUUUUUUUUUAACAGCAACUUCAGUAUUUUGUUUAUUUCAGGAAAAUGGUGUUAUUUGCAGACAAAACAAAAUGGCCUUCGAACAAACUUAUUCUGCGUAUGUUGCUGAUUUAUUUUAAAUGGACAAAUACGCCCCUGAAAUUGACUUCUAGUUUUGUACUCUUCUUCAAAAUUAGUUAGAACUGGUGCAGAGGACUUAUUGUAAAAUCUUUCCAGUGUGGCAUAGUUGAAAGGGCAUAAAUAUUUAAUUGAAAUUAAAGCCUUUCUCAGCCUCUGUGAUUUUUCAAAUGAUUUGAUAUUUCAAAUGCGAAUCAGAUCUAGUCUUGAAAUAUUUUAUCAUGCCUUAUAACUCCUUUCCUUUGUUGCCAAGAUAUGAAAAAAUAAACAUGAAAAAUAGAUUCAAGGCACUCAAAUAUGAAUAAGACUGACCU